This is a messenger RNA of Limanda limanda (common dab), 894 nucleotides long. It is a transcript of the gene nqo1, whose product is annotated as NAD(P)H dehydrogenase, quinone 1. The coding region runs from base 1 to 894 and encodes 297 amino acids. Gene Ontology annotation, molecular function: NAD(P)H dehydrogenase (quinone) activity. Gene Ontology annotation, cellular component: cytosol. The transcript is spliced from 6 exons. The record is from RefSeq and is a predicted model, not a curated record. NCBI's taxonomy places the organism in Eukaryota, Metazoa, Chordata, Actinopteri, Pleuronectiformes, Pleuronectidae.
AUGGCUCAGAGGACAGCUCUGGUUGUGUACGCCCACCAGAGCCCCGCCUCCUUCAACGCGGCGCUCCGGGACGCUGCGGUUCAGGAGCUGAUGGAUCAGGGAUUCACCGUCACGGUGUCUGACCUCUACGCCAUGACCUUCAGAGCCAACGCCACACGGGAUGACAUCAGCGGUGAUCUGAAGAACUGCACGCUGUUCCAGUACGGGGAGGAGACCAUGCACGCCUGGAUGGAAGGGCGCCUCAGUGACGACAUUGUUACCGAGCAACGCAAAGUAGAAGCGGCGGAGCUCAUCAUCUUCCAGGUGGGCGUCUCCCUCUGGGUCUGUGGCGUUCAGAGCCUGCAGUUUCCUCUGUACUGGUUCAGUGUGCCGGCCAUCAUGAAGGGCUGGAUGGACCGGGUCCUCACACAGGGCUUCGCCUUCUCCAUGGAAAAGAUCUACGAUCAUGGUAUUUUCAAGGAUAAGAAAGCCAUGUUGUCCUUCACGACUGGAGCCACAGAGACGAUGUUCCGCCCGGACGGCAUCAACGGAGACAUCAACAUCUCACUGUGGCCUCUGCAGAACGGCGUUCUGCACUUCUGUGGAUUUCAGGUUCUCGCUCCUCAGAUCUUCUGGAGUCCGGCUCAUUGCCCCCCCCCUGUGCGAGCCGCCAUGCUGGACGGCUGGCGAGCGCGGCUGAAAGGCCUGCUGGCGGAGAAGCCGUUGACCUUUGCCCCCUGUGAGCUGUUUGACCUCAGCUUCCAGGGGGGGUUCUCCCUGUGGCCCAAGGUGAAGGAGGAGCAGGAGGAGCAGCCCUACGGCCUCACCACAGGCCACCACCUGGGGAAACCCCUGCCCCCCCACAACCAGACCACAGCUCCGCCCGCAGAGGAACCGGAAGCAGAGAACUUUUAA